Molecule: messenger RNA, 417 nt
Organism: Kuraishia capsulata CBS 1993
Lineage: Eukaryota; Fungi; Ascomycota; Pichiomycetes; Pichiales; Pichiaceae
Exons: 1
Coding region: 1-417 (138 amino acids)
Biological process (GO): spliceosomal snRNP assembly; mRNA 5'-splice site recognition; mRNA splicing, via spliceosome
Cellular component (GO): nucleus; U1 snRNP
Molecular function (GO): pre-mRNA 5'-splice site binding; zinc ion binding
Source: RefSeq, a predicted model, not a curated record
AUGCCAAAAUAUUACUGUGAUUAUUGCAAAUCAUAUCUCACUCACGACACCAUGAGUGUGCGAAAGUCGCAUCUCAUGGGAAAGAACCACAUCAAGUUGUAUUGCGAGUACUAUGAGACCGAAGCCAAGAAGCUGAACAUCUGGGAACCCAGCAAGUUACCUUACGAACUAACCUUGGAGAAACUUUAUAACGGGAUUCCUGGAAAGCGGAUCUCCGCGAAGAAAAGCUGGAGAGGGGAAGCAGGCGUGGAUAUCGAAAUGGAGUCUGAGGUGGACGGGUUCAUUCCACCUCCCCCAACUCUUGCUGGACUGCCCAAUCCUCCACCCUCUGUGUAUUAUUACGACGCUGCUGAGGAGAAGAAAAAGAUCCAAGAGGUGAUCAAAUCUCACGCGUUGGAAAAGCAGUUGCCGUUUUGA